AUGCGUUUAGGUCCUUUCUUUCUCCGAACCUUUCUCUCUUUCAGGUUAAAGCUGCUGACUCGAAAGUCGUGUGUGCGAGAAUCCCCUGCACGACUUCUUGGACUUUCAACAGCACUCGCCAAUGCUGGAGACGUCGCCGAAUGGCUAGGAAUUAGAGAUGAAGGGCUAUUCAACUUCCGACCGUCAGUUCGACCUGUACCAAUUGACGUGCAUAUCCAAGGCUUUCCUGGUCAACAUUACUGUCCCAGAAUGGCACUCAUGAAUAAACCAGCUUUUAAAGCUAUCAUCACCUAUUCUCCGUUGAAGCCUGUUCUCGUUUUUGUGGCAUCCAGGAGACAGACGCGCUUAACAGCCAUGGCAUUCAUAAGUCAUCUGGUAGCUGAAAGUGACCCUCGUCAAUGGCUUCACGUUGAUAUGGCUGAGCUAGAAGUGUUGUUAGAACAUGUGAAAGACGAAAAUCUCAAACUUACAUUGCCAUUUGGAAUAGGUAUGCACCAUGCUGGUCUCUCAGCACACGAAAGAGCUAUAGUUGAACAGCUUUUCCUAGAGAAGAAGAUCCAGGUUUUGAUCGCCACGGCCACCUUGGCGUGGGGUAUUAAUAUGCCGGCACACUUGGUAAUUGUGAAAGGAACCGAGUAUUUCGAUGGUAAAACAUCCAAAUAUGUGGACUACCCUGUUACCGGUCAGUUCUUUUACGGCCAACUCUCUAAAGCUUUAGUAACAGUAGUCGCUCCAGAUGUGCUGCAAAUGAUGGGCCGUGCAGGUAGACCACAGUUUGAUUCAAGUGCAGUGGCGGUGAUAUAUGUGCAAGACAUAAAGAAAACGUUCUAUAAACGAUUCCUUUAUGAACCAUUUCCUGUUGAGUCAAGCCUUCUUCCUGUUCUUGCUAACCAUGUCAAUGCUGAAAUCAAUGCCGGGACUAUCACCAGUAAACAGGGCAUAAUGGAAUACAUAGCUGGUACCUACUUGUAUAGACGGCUGUUUGCCAAUCCAAACUACUAUGGCCUCGAAAAUCUCUCGGAAGAGUCGCUAAUUGCAUUCUUGGUUGGGGUAGUCGAUGGGUGUGUUGCCGAUCUGCUGGAUUCAAAGUGCCUUAUUAUAGACGAGGAGACAGGGUGCCUACGUUCUUCGCCAUAUGGUCGCAUUGCUAGUGUUUACUAUCUUCGCCAUGAAACCAUAAAGUUUCUUUUGGAAGAACUUGGCCCCGAUGAUACCAUCGAAGAUCUGCUCAAGACUCUAUCCCACGUUCCUGAAUACAGCGAAAUACCAGUUCGGCACAAUGAGGACGUAGUAAAUACCCAGCUACAGCGUAAACUGCGGAUAAGAUUUGCUACAAGUGUUAUGGACUCUUCUCACACGAAAGCGCAUCUUUUGUUCCAAGCACAUUUCUCUCGUACAGACGUUCCAACUGAUUACCGUACGGAUAUGAAGAGUGUUUUAGAUCAAUGUGUGCGCAUACUACAGGCUAUGCGUGACGUAUGUCAGUUGAACGGUUGGCUAUCGACUGCGUUGAGAAUAACAAUACUGCAACAGAUGUGUCACACUGGACGAUGGCAUGAUGAUCACCCCUUACUGUGCUUGCCACAUCUGAAAAUCUACGAUGCUGAGAGGAUAGGGGAGCGAUCUACAAUACCGUUACUACAACAUCAGUUUGGGGUCGAAAACGCACAUGGCACCGAUGAUGUGGAAAAACAGGCGAAGAAAACACUGUUCGACAAUACAACACUGGAAGAGACUGAGAUCAAGGAGGUAGUCCGAGCAUUAUGCCGGUGGCCUAUUCUCUCCAUAUACGGACUUCGUUUGUCAAGGAAUGCAAAAGAGCUUCGUGUUGAUGACGAAUGGUUGCAGUUGGAACAUAAUGCAAGCUACAAGCUGCAAUUCCACUUGGAUUUGCUUGGACCAGGUCGAUUCAAUACUGGGGCCUACCUGACGCAAUGGUCUAAAGAGAAAACAGCUGGCUGGAUUGUCAUUUUGGGAGAAAAGGACAAUGACCGGAUGAUAUCACUGUGUCAUGUGAGCGUCGCUGAAAGUGAUCGUGCUGUCCGAAUGGACUUUGUUACCCCAGACAAGAGAGGAAGAUGUUACCUGAGCGUCUUCAUCAUGUCCGAUUGUUAUCUAGGAAUCGAUCAAGAGCUACAAAUCAAAGCUGAUUUGAUUUAA
Cooperia oncophora is the source of this 2160-nucleotide messenger RNA. Lineage: Eukaryota; Metazoa; Nematoda; Chromadorea; Rhabditida; Trichostrongylidae. The record is from the annotation of a GenBank genome assembly.